Messenger RNA from Miniopterus natalensis, 2670 nucleotides. It is a transcript of the gene NPY1R, whose product is annotated as neuropeptide Y receptor Y1. The record is from RefSeq and is a predicted model, not a curated record. NCBI's taxonomy places the organism in Eukaryota, Metazoa, Chordata, Mammalia, Chiroptera, Miniopteridae. Gene Ontology annotation, biological process: G protein-coupled receptor signaling pathway. Gene Ontology annotation, cellular component: neuron projection; plasma membrane. Gene Ontology annotation, molecular function: neuropeptide binding; neuropeptide Y receptor activity.
CCGCGCCGCCCUCAGCCGCCCGCCCCGCUCCGACCGACGGGCGCCACGGACGCAUCCGACGGAGGAUUAUUCAGCUCAAGGGAAUGAAGAAUUCAGAAUAAUUUUGACAAGUGGAUCCCAAUAUUGGAAAUAAGAAUAAGCUGAACAUUUGAUCUGCUUUGAAGAAACGUACUGUCCAUUCAUCUAAAGUGAUCGAUAGCAACCAAACCAAUCAAAAUGAAUUCAACAGUAUUUUCCCAGGUUGGAAAUCAUUCAAUCUACUAUAAUUUUUCAAAGAAUAAUUCCCAGUUUUUGGCUUUUGAAAUUGAUGAUUGUCAUCUGCCCUUGGCCAUGAUAUUUACAUUAGCUCUUGCUUACGGAGCCGUGAUAAUUCUUGGGGUCACUGGAAACUUGGCCUUGAUCAUAAUCAUCUUGAGACAAAAAGAGAUGAGAAAUGUUACCAACAUCCUGAUUGUGAACCUUUCCUUCUCAGACUUGCUUGUUGCUAUCAUGUGUCUCCCCUUCACCUUUGUCUACACGAUAAUGGACCACUGGGUUUUCGGUGAGGCGAUGUGCAAGCUAAAUCCUUUCGUGCAAUGUGUUUCGAUCACUGUGUCCAUUUUCUCUCUGGUUCUCAUUGCUGUGGAACGACAUCAGCUGAUAAUCAACCCACGAGGGUGGAGACCAAAUAAUAGACACGCUUACGUAGCUAUUGCUGUCAUUUGGCUCCUUGCUGUGGCUUCUUCUUUACCCUUCCUGAUCUACCAAGUCUUGACUGAUGAACCACUCCAGAAUUUCACACUUGAUGGGUACAAGGACAAAUACGUAUGCUUUGAUAAAUUUCCAUCGGAGUCUCAUAGGUUGUCUUAUACCACUCUCCUCUUGGUGCUGCAGUAUUUUGGCCCACUCUGUUUUAUAUUUAUUUGCUACUUUAAGAUAUAUAUGCGCUUAAAAAGGAGAAACAAUAUGAUGGACAAGAUGAGAGACAAUAAGUACAGGUCCAGUGAAACCAAAAGAAUCAACAUCAUGCUGCUGUCCAUUGUGGUGGCAUUUGCAGUCUGCUGGCUUCCUCUUACCAUCUUUAACAUUGUUUUCGAUUGGAACCAUCAGGUCAUUGCUAUAUGCAACCAUAAUCUCUUCUUCCUGCUCUGCCACCUCACAGCAAUGAUAUCCACCUGUGUCAACCCCAUAUUUUAUGGAUUCCUGAACAAAAAUUUCCAGAGAGAUUUGCAGUUCUUCUUUAACUUCUGUGAUUUCCGGUCUCGAGAUGAUGACUAUGAGACAAUAGCUAUGUCUACCAUGCACACGGAUGUUUCUAAGACUUCUUUGAAGCAAGCAAGCCCAGUCGCAUUUAAAAAAAUCAACAACAAUGAUAAUGAUCUGAAACUGCUGUAGCAUAUGGCCCCAGCUGACAUCUAUUUCAAAACAAGCACAACCUGCAACAUGCUUUCAUUACCUGUUCAACCAAGGAAUGGGGUUGAACUCAUUGAAGAAAAACCAAGAUCUUCCUGUCUUGCUUUUCACUGCUUUUGUUGUAACUGUCAUAAUUACAUUUGGAACAAAAUAUAUGGGCUUUGGAAUCUUCUGGAAAUAGUGUUGACCAGACAUCCUUGAAGUACUUUUUGUAAAUGUAUGCAUAUACUGUAAAAACUUUUUAUAUUGUAUUUAUUGGACUGAAAUGUCUUUAAAGUAUUACUAUCAAUGACUUUAGAAGCACUGCACCUGAUACUCUCAUUACAUUGAGCAACCUGAUUAGGUUGUCACUAGGUUGGGGUGAUCCUAACGUAACAGUAGGCAUCAUUUCAGUCUGUUACAGAGGUGACAGCUUGCAAGUAGCAUUCAGGAUGUGGAGGUAAAAGAGAGUCUAUGUCUUGCAUACCUACAGUCUAAAGUCAUUCAGAAGUGAUUUGCAUUUUUUUAAGUUGUAAGGCAGUAUUUAAUUUGCUCUUAAUUAUCACUUAAGAAAAAAUGCAUAAAAAUAUACUUCUCAGCUGUAAAUACCAUGGGGGAUUGGGCUACCCACAAGAAUUAAAUGAAAAAGCAGUUGCCUGAUUUCAAAACUGUUUUGGUACCCAACAAUCAAAGGAUUUCAAAGUAAUCAGUUUAAUAAUUAAAUUAAUAACUCUAAAAGUAGUUGAAUUAUAUUUAUUUGAAUUGAUGGUCAAGGGGUUUUCCAUUCUUCACAAACUGUUCAGUGUUUGUCAAGUUGUCAAGCUUUCUAACAUAAAUAUACAUGCAAUUUGAAAGGCAUUUACAGCUUACAAUGUAUAAAAACACAGUGUAUUUUCCAUACAUCAGUGCCUAUGUAGUAACUCAUUUUGACUUUUCAGUGUCCGUCUUCAAAAAAGGACACCAAGGUACAGUGUUAAAAGAAUGUUCACCCUGGCUAGCAGGGAUAAAUACCUGAAAACUGAAAACACUUCAUAUAGCCCAUGUUAACCUGUAUAAACUGUGUGCCUUGUGGAGUCUUUUAAGUAAUGCACUAUAUAGAGUUCUGAGUAGUUGUGUCAUGUUAAUAUAUUUAAUUUCAUGUAUCCUGUAAUCAUGAUUGAGCCUCAGAAUCAUUUGGAGAAAAAAUAUUUUGAAGAACAAGACAUAUCUUUGAUGUAGUAUGCACACAAAGUAUUACAUGUGUUGAUUUUAGAAGGGUAGACAUUUUCUUUAUUAAAAAUCGUUUUUGCUUUUUCUGAG